Molecule: messenger RNA, 1194 nt
Organism: Thyridium curvatum
Lineage: Eukaryota; Fungi; Ascomycota; Sordariomycetes; Thyridiales; Thyridiaceae
Exons: 1
Coding region: 1-1194 (397 amino acids)
Source: RefSeq, a predicted model, not a curated record
AUGGGCAAGCCCUCGCAAUCAGCGGACCGGCCUGCUGACGACGCCGUGUCCCUCCACACGCAGCCUGACCGCCACCACCCAUUCCAAGACGAUGACGACGCUCCAGAGCUCCAGGUCGACGACCUCCCUCCUCUCUACAGCGACAUCGACGAACCGGCCGCCAGCAGCAGCAGCAGCAGCGCCGCGCCUCUCCUGCCCAGCUCCGCCGACGCCGACAUCCUCCCCGCCUACGUGACCGACGGUCCCACCGGCCGGCAGUGGUACCUGAACCCGGUGCUGGACACGGUCCCCGCCGUCCUCGAGAAGCACGUCCGCGCCUGGGCCGUGCAGCCGCCGCGGCCCUCGGUCCGCGUGCACGGCGAGCACAAGGCGACCGUCACCAACAACGGCAAGCGGGAGCGUAAGAGCGUCACCGACUUCGACGUGCGCAUCGACCUGACGCCGUACCUUUUCAGCGACGCCACCAACGGCGCCUCGUGGCGCCAGCUGCGCACCGUCGAGAACUACGAGAAGGCGCGCCGCGGCACCGUGCUGCAGACGCGCGCCGCGGGCUCCAGCCAGGACCUCGAGGUCGGCGGCGGCGACAAGCCCACGCUGGCCGAGUGGUGCCACCUCUACUGCGCGAGCCACGCCGGGCUCAAGGCGUUCAGCGUCCGGCGGCGCAUGGUCGGCUUCGACGAGGACAGGGUGCGGCAGAAGAUCGAGGCGCUCGUGCGCGCGAGCAACUACCGCGGCCGCGUGCAGGUCACCUUCCCCGUCAAGGACGACCUGGUCGAGGUCUUCAACGCGUGCCGCACCAACCGGUGGCGCCUGACCACCUGGAUCUUCUGGCUGUGCGCCUUCACGCUGCUCUUCCUCCUGACCUGGCCGUACCUGCUCGUCCGCACCAAGCGGUUCGAGGUCGUCAGCGUCGACUGGCCCUUCUCCCGGCCCCGGGAGGACGGCGGCAAGGAGUACAUCAGCCUGAGCGAGGACCAGUGGUACAACCUCUGGGGCCGGGCGCUCAACAAGGCCAUCCUUGAGAAGCGGCAGUGUGAGCUGAACCAGCAGGACCUGAUCGCGUCCGAGGGCGCCCAGCCUACGUUUGACACCGGCAGCUCGGCUGUCAACGCUGGGCUUGGCAUGUUGCGCGCCGGCGUGAAUGCGAUGAACGAGGUCAAUCGGCAGCUUGGCUGGGGCUACGACGAGGCCUGA